Messenger RNA from Cucurbita pepo subsp. pepo (vegetable marrow), 1348 nucleotides. RefSeq names its product homocysteine S-methyltransferase 2. Lineage: Eukaryota; Viridiplantae; Streptophyta; Magnoliopsida; Cucurbitales; Cucurbitaceae. The record is from RefSeq and is a predicted model, not a curated record. Gene Ontology annotation, biological process: S-methylmethionine cycle. Gene Ontology annotation, molecular function: S-adenosylmethionine-homocysteine S-methyltransferase activity; zinc ion binding.
UCUUCUUGAAUCUUGAUUGGCUCAAGAAAAGCUUAGACGGCUGAUAAACACAUUCAUUAUCGAAAUUUCCCAUUCCUGAAUCAUUGAAUCUUUGAGUAGUUGGAUGUCUACAAUGGCGGAAACUACUUCCGACAAAUUGUCAUCGGCGUUCAUGGCAGAGUUUCUGAGAAAUGCCGGUGGCACCGCCAUUAUUGAUGGUGGUUUGGCCACGGAGCUGGAACGGCAAGGCGCCGACCUCAACGAUCCUCUUUGGAGCGCUACAUGUCUCCUCACUUCCCCUCACCUGAUUCACAAAGUACACAUGGAUUACCUUGAAGCAGGGGCAGAUAUUAUUAUCACGGCAUCUUAUCAAGCCACCAUCCAGGGAUUUGAGUCCAAAGGACUUUCAACAGAUGAAAGUGAAUCAUUGUUAAGAAAGAGUGUGGAGAUCGCCUGUUCAGCACGGGAUAAUUAUAUUGAUAGGUGUAAUACAAGCAUUCCUGAUGAGACUCCAGAUGGUAAAAUUUUCAAAAAACGUCAGAUACUUGUAGCAGCUUCAGUGGGGAGCUAUGGAGCAUAUUUGGCUGAUGGGUCUGAGUACAGUGGUAAUUAUGGUGACAGUAUUACACUUGAGGCUCUGAAAGAAUUCCAUAGGAGAAGGGUAAAAGUGCUUGCAGAGUCAGGGCCUGACCUGAUUGCAUUUGAAACCAUUCCCAAUAAACUUGAAGCUAAGGCAUAUGCAGAACUCUUGGAGGAAGAAAAUAUAAGUGUUCCUGCAUGGUUUGCUUUCAACUCGAAGGAUGGUAUCCAUGUAGUUAGUGGUGAUUCUUACUCUGAAUGUGUGUCGAUUGCAGAAUCGUGCAGAAAUAUUGUGGCAGUGGGAAUCAACUGUACACCGCCUAGGUUUAUUCAUGGUCUAAUAUCUUCCAUUAAGAAGGUCUCUACAAAGCCUAUUGUGAUAUAUCCAAAUAGCGGUGAAAGUUAUGAUGCUGAUCUAAAGGAAUGGGUGCAAAAUACUGGGGUCUCUGAUGAUGAUUUUGUAUCAUAUGUAAACAAAUGGUGUGAGAUCGGGGCGUCGUUGGUCGGAGGUUGCUGCCGAACCACUCCAGAUACAAUCAGAGCUAUUUACAGGACCCUUUCAAAGAGAUAAGAAAACCAUUCUCUGAAGUAACAUCUCAAGGUAAGCUGAUUCUCUGAGGAUGUGUCUUGGACUCGUAAUGGCUUCGCUGAUGAAUGCAAGGAUUGUAUUUUCUGGAAGCACAUUACUUACUACCGUUCUUAAUUUUGACUCUUUUAACUUGUAUUAAUUUUUACCAUACAUCAACUUGCACCUCAAAUUUAAAUAAUAUUACGAUCUUACUCCUCUUAA